GUGGGCGGCCAACAAAGAGAUAAAAAGCAUACGGAGUUAUGAGGACCUUGAUGCGCAUCCUUCGGAAACAGGGACCAACAUCUCGGACAGCCUUAUCAGCCUCUCACUAGUUCUCUUGUACCAUUUCGGCUCAUCUUUGUGCCACAGCGAGCUCGCACACCAAAAAUCCGAGACAAACCCCCUUCCCUUCUUGUCAAUCCUCAUUUCUUCUGCCCUGAAGCCAUUCACAACACCUCACAUCACGUACAAGAUGGCUUCCCGUCCCCAGAACAUCGGCAUCAAGGCCAUUGAGGUCUACUUCCCCAGCCAGUAUGUCGAGCAGUCCGAACUCGAGAAGCAUGAUGGCGCCAGCACUGGCAAGUACACGAUCGGACUCGGCCAGACCAAGAUGGCCUUCUGCGACGACCGUGAGGAUAUCUACUCUUUCGCUCUGACAGUGGUGAGCAACCUGCUCAAGAAGUACGAAAUCGACACAAACUCCAUCGGCCGCCUGGAGGUCGGCACCGAGACCAUCCUCGAUAAGUCCAAGUCUGUCAAGACUGUCCUUAUGCAGCUCUUCGGCGACAACACCAACAUUGAGGGUGUCGAUACCCUCAACGCCUGCUAUGGCGGCACCAAUGCCCUGUUCAACACCCUCAACUGGAUCGAGUCCUCCGCCUGGAACGUCGCGACGCCAUUGUCGUCGCUGGUGACAUUGCUCUCUACGCCAAGGGCAACGCCCGCCCCAACCGGUGGUGCUGCUCGUCCAGAGUCCUACGCUCGCCUGCUGUACCACGACUACCUCGCCAACGCCGACAACGCCGCAUUUGCUGAGGUCGCCCCUGAGCUGCGCGACAUGGAGUACGAGACGUCCCUGACUGACAAGGUCGUUGAGAAGACCUUCAUGGGCCUCACCAAGAAGAAGUUCCAGGAGCGGGUCAGCCCCGGCAUCCAGGUCGCCACCCUCUGCGGCAACAUCUUCAUGUCCUUCCGCAUCGAGAGCAGCGUCGCCCCCAUUCAGAAGGUUCUCGAUAUUCGCUCCCGACUGGAGGCCCGCCGCGUCCUCAGCCCCGUGGACUACGAGGCGAUGUGCGACCUUCGUAAGAAGGCUCACCUGCAGAAGGACUUCACCCCUGCAGGUGACGUCUCCACCAUCGCCCCUGGCACGUACUACCUCGAGAAGGUUGAUGAUAUGUUCAGGCGCGAGUACUCUGUCAAGGCUUAG
Verticillium alfalfae VaMs.102 is the source of this 1204-nucleotide messenger RNA. RefSeq names its product hydroxymethylglutaryl-CoA synthase. The transcript is spliced from 6 exons. Bases 251 to 1204 code for a protein of 317 amino acids. The record is from RefSeq and is a predicted model, not a curated record. Gene Ontology annotation, biological process: acetyl-CoA metabolic process; ergosterol biosynthetic process. Gene Ontology annotation, molecular function: hydroxymethylglutaryl-CoA synthase activity. NCBI's taxonomy places the organism in Eukaryota, Fungi, Ascomycota, Sordariomycetes, Glomerellales, Plectosphaerellaceae.